Hydractinia symbiolongicarpus is the source of this 2125-nucleotide messenger RNA. RefSeq names its product stomatin-like. The coding region runs from base 1 to 1146 and encodes 381 amino acids. Gene Ontology annotation, cellular component: plasma membrane. The record is from RefSeq and is a predicted model, not a curated record. The transcript is spliced from 7 exons. NCBI's taxonomy places the organism in Eukaryota, Metazoa, Cnidaria, Hydrozoa, Anthoathecata, Hydractiniidae.
AUGUGUUAUCAAUACAUAAUCGCUCAUAAUCGUAAACCGAACUGUCAUUGCAAUUUUAAGCAUGUUACUGCUGUUGUUGUUGUUGUGUUUGUCGUCAUUGUUGUCGUCAUCAUUGUCAUUAUUGUCGUCAUCAUUAGUGGCUUCCGUGUGACAUCUAGGUGUGAAAGUAUGGUUGUUAUAAUACUACUACUGUCUGAAUUAUUUUUAUUUUAUGGCUUUGACCUAUUCAUACCAUUCCUACUUCUUAUAUUGGGUGUGUAUGUUAUAUAUCUUUGUUUGUGUGGCGCCAUCGCGUUCCAUAACGUUCUUGCAAAUCUUCAUGCAUUUGAAUUUGAUUUUAUGUAUUCCACCAUAGAUGUUGCUCAGCAAGAGACGCAUGAUUUUGGUGUUUGUGCAUGGUUUUUGACCAUUUUCUCUUUUAUUAUUGUGGUGCUAACAUUUCCACUCUCUUUGUUCUUUUGUAUAAAGAUAGUGCAAGAAUAUGAGCGAGCUGUUAUCUUUCGUGUUGGUCGUCUCCGGUUAGGUGGAGCUAAAGGGCCGGGUAUAUUCUUUAUCCUUCCAUGUAUCGACAACUAUUUGAAAGUAGAUCAACGUGUUGUGUCGUUUGACGUCCCUCCGCAAGAGAUAUUGACGCGGGAUAGUGUCACUGUGUCCGUGGACGCAGUUACCUAUUUCCGUAUCUCAAACCCGAUUGCCUCCGUGUGUAACGUUGAGGACGCCAACAGAUCUACCAGACUUCUGGCUCAAACCACUCUGCGAAAUGAAUUGGGAACAAAGAAUUUGAGUGAGGUAUUAAUGGAGAGAGAAAACAUCAGUCAUAAUUUGCAGAGGAUCUUGGACGAGGCUACUGAUCCAUGGGGUGUUAAGGUUGAAAGGGUGGAGAUUAAAGAUGUACGACUUCCCCAAAUGUUGCAACGUGCUAUGGCAGCUGAAGCAGAAGCUUCCAGAGAGGCUAAGGCGAAGGUGAUUGCAGCUGAAGGUGAAAUGAACGCUGCACGAGCGUUAAAAGAAGCCGCGGAUAUCAUCGCAGAAUCACCACAAGCUCUACAGUUGAGAUACUUGCAAACAUUGCAAACUAUCUCUGCUGAGAAGAACUCAACCAUUUUGUUUCCCUUGCCGAUUGAUAUGUUGUCUUUGGGAAAGUGAGAAACAAAAGAUAGGAUAGAGCCUUUCUUGUUGUUAUAUAAUUACCGUACGCCUUAAGUGCGAAAAGAGCGUCCGGUUGAUUGAUGGUUUCUUUUUUUAUGUUUUAUUACAACUGACUUGGAAAAGUAAACAUAAUUUCAUGCGGGAUUGUUUUUGCACUUAAAUGUAAAAACUCACGAUGUUAAUUAUUUUUUUAUAUUUUAUGUGAAUUAAUAAAAAAGGUAAUAUUUUGUUAUGCCAGUGGAACCCCCGUUUAGUGAAAUAAGCAUAAAAAUCUCUCUCACUUAACAAAAAUCUGCGCUACUUAAAGGUAUGCCACCAUCUUGUUUUGUUCUUGAGAAAUGAAAAACGGGCCGGAGUGAUUUCUAGAGAAUCAAGUAUGUUUUAUCACUUGUAAGGGUUUUCUUUAAAGGGGUACCACUGUGUUUUCCUCAGGGUUAUUGCUAUUUUUUUUAUUUUUGGUAUUUUUAGCCAAUAAUCAUGUGUUAUCAAUACAUAAUCGCUCAUAAUCGUAAACCGAACUGUCAUUGCAAUUUUAAGCAUGUUACUGCUGUUGUUGUUGUUGUGUUUGUCGUCAUUGUUGUCGUCAUCAUUGUCAUUAUUGUCGUCAUCAUUGUCUUUGUUAUCGCCGUUGUUUUCGUCGCCGUCUUUGUUGUUGUUUUGUUGCCGUUGUUUUUGUUUGUUUGUUUUUGUCGUCGUUGUCGCUUAUUUCGUCGCUGUAUUUAACUUUUUUAUGUAGAGUGGCUUCCGUGUGACAUCUAGGUGUGAAAGUAUGGUUGUUAUAAUACUACUACUGUCUGAAUUAUUUUUAUUUUAUGGCUUUGACCUAUUCAUACCAUUCCUACUUCUUAUAUUGGGUGUGUAUGUUAUAUAUGUUUUUUUUCAUUGUUUAUUUUUCACUAAAUUAAAAAUGAUGUACAUUCUUGCGCAUAUAAAUAAAUAAAAAUGGUUAAUUAAUUAAUAAAUAUUGCAUGAAACA